Molecule: messenger RNA, 8102 nt
Organism: Gambusia affinis (western mosquitofish)
Lineage: Eukaryota; Metazoa; Chordata; Actinopteri; Cyprinodontiformes; Poeciliidae
Product: solute carrier organic anion transporter family member 5A1-like
Exons: 9
Coding region: 807-3416 (869 amino acids)
Biological process (GO): sodium-independent organic anion transport; transmembrane transport
Cellular component (GO): membrane
Molecular function (GO): protein binding
Source: RefSeq, a predicted model, not a curated record
UAGGAAGUAACAGAAGUAGGAAAGUAAAAACCAAAAAAGAUGAAAAAAGAGGAAAGGAGGUGAUGAAGAGAAAGAAUGUUGUGUAUUUUAACUUAUUGUUCAUGUAUUAUUACGUAAUCGUCCCUCUGGGGAUAAAGACAUUUUGUUUUAAUUGAACUGAAGACAGAUGGAAGAAGAAAGAGGAGAAUAAAAUGAAACUGAGAGGAUCCCGUCCAAAGCUUUCUGCUUUUAUUUCGAAGGGCUGAUACUCUACUUCCGGGUGUCGGGGCUUUAACUUGCUUCACUUGUUUUUGAAAACAGAGCAGCUGAGCGGAGCACUGCGGAUCGCUGCAGUUCUGCUCCGUCCUCUCCGGUUCCCUCACACCGACCCUCUCCUCCUCCUCCAGCCGCCGACAGCGCCUCAUCCCUCCGCCUGUGGAGGAGCGCAGGAAAACCCCAGAACGAUGCGCCGCGAGUGACCGCCUCUGCGGGGUUGCCCUUGACUCGGGGAGGACUUGUACGGGGCUGAUGGAGGUGACAUUGUGACGGAGCUGGAGCGCCGGGGAUGCUGGCCGGGACCUGAUCGGAGCAGCAGCAGCAGAGUCCCCGCUGAGGUUCAGGGGAGGUUGGGGGUGGAAGUAGGGAGGCCUGAGUGGUCUCCACCUCCGGAUCAGAUCCAGUCAGACACAAGGCAAGUGUGCAUGAGCAGAUAAACAAAAGCCACCCCAGGCUGGUGCGUCUGCACUGCAGAUAAGCUGUAAGCUUCCUCUUCUAAACAUGUCGGGCAGCUGUGGUCUCGGACUGUGAGUUUUUGGGUUGUAGAAGCGAUGGCCGAACACGAGGAAGCGGAGUCUCUCAGGAAGGAGGAUGAGGAACCGGCCGCCAACCUCAAAUCCAAAAGUCUGCCCGUCUUAAACGAAGCAGCUCCCCAGGAGAAAACCUUACUGGACAGCUCGACCCGCAUGUCCACAGCAGCCCAGGAAAGCUCCGAGUUCAUCCAGCUGCCGGCCCGGACCGAGUCUUUCCAGGCCGAGUCCCCAACCAGAAGCACCUACCUACCAAAGCCCGGGAAGUCGGCUUUGAACAGACCGAGCUCCUACAUGGACAACCCGGAGGUCCGGAGAAGUAAGUCCAGACUGGCUCAGAUCCGCCUGCCGAGCAGGAAGUACCUGCGGCUCUUCCUGCAGGACUCGCGCUGCUUCCUGUUCUGCAUGUGCUACCUGACCUUCAUCCAGUCUCUCAUGGUGUCCGGCUACCUAAGCAGCGUCAUCACCACCAUCGAGAAGCGCUACAGCCUCCGCAGCUCGGAGUCGGGCCUCCUGGUCAGCUGCUUCGACAUUGGGAGCCUCGUGGUUGUGGUCUUCAUCAGCUACUUUGGCGGUCGGGGUCAAAGGCCACGCUGGUUGGCUGUUGGCGGGAUCUUCAUCGCCGUGGGCGCCGCUCUCUUCUCCUUACCUCACUUCAUCUCCCCGGCCUACCAGAUCCAGGAGCUGAACUCUUCCUCGGCCAACGAGGGGCUGUGCAUGAACAGCAACGCCAGCGGCAGGGACCGGGUUGACAUCACUUCCUGUCCUAGGGACCAGGACGGAAACGAGCACCGCCUGUAUGUGGCGCUGUUCGUCAUCGCGCAGAUCCUGGUGGGGAUGGGGUCCACGCCCAUCUACACGCUGGGUCCCACGUACCUGGAUGACAACGUGAAGAAGGAGAACGCGUCACUCUACCUGGCCAUCAUGUAUGUGAUGGGAGCUCUGGGCCCGGCGGCCGGUUACCUGCUGGGCGGAGUCCUGAUCGGGUUUUACGUCGACCCAAAGACCAUGGUGAACAUCGACCAGAGCGACCCGCGCUUCAUCGGCAACUGGUGGAGCGGCUUCCUGCUGUGCGCCGUCGCCAUGCUGCUGGUCAUCUUCCCCAUGUUCACCUUCCCCAAGAAGCUCCCUCCUCGACACAAGAAGAAGAAGAGGAGGAAAAAGCUGAGCCUGGACGACAUGUCCAGCGACGACGACGUGCUGAAGGAGAAGAGCAACAACAGCAAGCAGCAGACAGCCACCUCGUCCAUGGGCUUCGGGAAGGACAUCAAAGAUCUUCCCAAAGCUGCGGUCAGGAUCCUCAGCAACGUGACCUUCGUCUUCGUCAGCCUGUCCUACACGGCAGAGAGCGCCAUCGUCACCGCCUUCAUCACCUUCAUCCCCAAGUUCAUCGAGUCGCAGUUCGGGAUCCCGGCCUCCAACGCCAGCAUCUACACCGGUGUGAUCAUUGUGCCCAGCGCCGGCGUGGGCAUCGUGCUGGGCGGCUACAUCAUUAAGAAGCUGAAGCUGGGCGCUCGGGAGUCGGCCAAGCUGGCGAUGAUCUGCAGCGGCGUGUCGCUGCUCUGCUUCUCCACGCUCUUCAUCGUGGGCUGCGAAAGCAUCAACCUCGGAGGAAUCAACAUCCCCUACACCACCGGACCGACGCUCACCAUGACUCAGAGGAACCUGACAGGAGGUUGUAAUGUGAACUGUGGAUGUAAAAUUCACGAGUACGCGCCGGUCUGCGGCUCCGACGGGAUCACGUACUUUAACCCCUGCCUGGCCGGCUGUGGCAGCGUGGCCAACGACACAAACGGGAUCAGGAACUACUCGGACUGCGCCUGCGUCCAGAGCCGCCAGGUCAUAACGCCGUCGUCCGGCGGUCAGGGCAGCAACCAGCUGCAGCUUGUCAUCGUCAAAACCUACCUGAAUGAGAACGGCUACGCCGUUUCCGGGAAGUGCGACCGAACCUGCAAUACCCUCAUCCCCUUCCUCAUCUUCCUCUUCAUCGUCACGCUCAUCACCGCCUGCGCCCAGCCCUCCGCCAUCAUCGUCACCCUCAGGUCUGUUGCAGAGCAGGAGCGGCCGUUCGCUUUGGGGAUGCAGUUUGUUCUCCUCAGGACUCUUGCCUACAUCCCGACGCCCAUCUACUUCGGCGCCGUCAUCGACACCACCUGCAUGCUGUGGCAGCAGGACUGCGGCGUUCACGGCUCCUGCUGGGAGUACGACGUCACCUCCCUGCGCUUCGUCUACUUCGGCCUGGCCGCCAGCCUCAAGUUCCUCGGCUUCCUCUUCAUCUUCCUCACCUGGUACUCCAUCAAGUACAAGGAGGAGCGGGUGGAGCGCUGGCUGAAGCGCCACCUGUCGCCUGUCGACACCGUGGGAAGCCUCGUGUGCCACCCGGGGGGCCACAAGGGCCACGCCCGCACCCGCUCCUGCCCCGUCAACAUCCCCCGCACCGACCCCGCCGCCAACGCCCUCAACCGAGGCGUCAGCACGCAGAGUUGCCCCGGCAACGAGCUGAAAGCAAUAACUCCUCCCCCUGUGGAUCCGAAUGCGGCCUCCCCGGCCCCGGUGGCCCCAGCCUCUCCGGCCCCGCCCUCUCCGGCCCCCCCGGCCCGCUCACUGGAACACGUCUCAGUUCGGGUUUAAUCCAGAUUCAUUCACAGGUUUCAGAGAGCAGGAAGCUUUGAGCUUUUCUGACAAAAGAAGAGAAAAAUCUGCUGGAUUUCUUUGUGACAUGGAGAAAAUCCCAGUGGGCUGUUUGGUUCACUGCUCAUAAACCCACACUGCAAAAACACAACAUCUUACCAAGUAUUCCUGGUCUAGUUUCUACUGCAAAUAUUUGAUCACACUUAAAAUAAGACUGAUAAGUUAUAAAUAACUUAUCAGCAAGACAUAGGAGAUUGUUUUAGUUCCUUGAUUUUGAUGGAAGAAAUUGGCAGAUUAUCUCACUUAGAACAUGGAAAAAUGUUUUGUUAUAAGUGAAAUAAUCUUCAAAUAAGGAUUUAAUACUUUUACUUCAUAUUUCUUGCUGAAACAUUAUUUUUAGGUCAUUUUAUCUUAUUUAAAGUGCACUAAACUAUUUGCAGUAGAAACCAGUUUAAAGGUAAGGUUCUGUUUUGCAGUGCGCCCCGGCUACACGUGCCUUCUGUCACCUCAACCCUCACAGGAACAGAACGAGCAGAAAUCUCCCGUCAGACUGCAGGACUCUCCCGAACGGUGACCUCCGCUUUCUCCUCACUUCCUCCUUCUUCAUUUCUUCACCGUCACUCGAGUGAUGUUCGUCCUCAUCUAAAAAAAACAACAACAAAAAAACUCCUGGAAAUGUGAUACAGGAUGAUUCAGUGUUAGGAACUGGAAACCGAUGGCAUGGUGCUACGUGAAAACAGCGUUUAGAGUCCAGCUUUAUGUUUGUUUCUGUGUUUUGGGCCUUUUGUUGCUCCGUACAAUCCACCCAUACGUCUCAGGAGCCCUGCAAGCGGCUCGACCUGAACAGGAUCAGCGUUUCUCCUCCAGUUCCAGGAAGGAAAUAGCUGAGAUGUUUCAGACAGAACAGCAGCAGAUGCACUGAAAACAAGCAGCUGAUCUCCAAGUUGUCUCUCAGCCGUGAGAGGAAAACGGUCUGAAACAUCCAGAUUGAAUUCUCUGCAUCAGUUCGCUGCACUUCACCGCUCUCCUCUGGAGGGAAGUAAAUAUAGAAACCUCUUCAUGACUCUCCACGCUGCUAGUGAUUGCAGAAUAGGUUUAGCUCCACUGAGACGCUCUCCUCACCGCGCCACGUCAUUUCUGCUCUAGCUUAACUUUAUCGCCACCUGCAGGCCGAUUUCUGCCUCAGCAGAAGGACAGGGUCGUUAUUUGGUCUCAUCAGGUGAAUAACAGCUUCAUCACUCAGAGGAACUACAGAUGGAAACGAGCAAUUUGCUAAAUCCGGUAUAUUUAUGACAAUAUUAUACGUUCAUUAAUAUACAAGGACCAAAAUAAAAAUUCAAAUCCAGCAAUCAGCUGCGCCGCAAUACACAGGGUUUGUUUUAGUCUUUAAAGAGCAUUAAAAUUAGUAACUGACAGUGGUGGGCGCUCUUUUGCUAAUCUGCUAAUGCGCUAAUAGCAGAGCUAAUUUCUCUUGUUUAGCAGUUUUGCUAGCACACAUAGCUUCCCCUAAAUUAAUUGUUCUGGAUAAAUUCUAAACUUUUACUUUGUUUGGCUGUUUUGUAAACAUUUAAUUGAAUAAAGUUCAACUUUUAUGUUUAUCAGCUUCAUUUAUGUAGAUGUUUAUCUGCAUGCUCUUAUUUUGAAAUCAUUUAUGAAUGGAUUUCUUUUCCUCACCUCUUUUUCUUCUUCGUUUUGAGCGAAUGGAAAGUGUUCAUGUGCUGCAGCUCUCCAGUAAGCUCUUUAAAAUCUGCUGAUGUUCUGAUCUGCAACAAACCGCCGACAAAAAUCAGCAACAGAGUUAGGAAACCUUAGCAACUAUAAAACUGAAACCAAGAGUGAAAGAUUUGUUCCAAAGAAUCUCAGCAGUGAUCCUGAAGAGGGCGACAUGCUGCGUUGUGUCACUUAGCAUUAGCUUCCUCUAAAUACCAUGUUAGUUUAGUGCUUUAGCGUUAGCAUAGCUAGCUCUUUAGCUUGUAGUGCCCACCACUGGUGACUUGACAAUAUUUGUUCUGCAAAACUUUAAGUUCAGAAUUUUAUUUACGUGUUUCUGCUGAAUAUUAACUCAUAAAAUCAAAUUUAAAUCUAAACAGUCUAAAAUAGCCUGCAGCUGAUUUGUUCCAAUUAUUGUCAUAAAAGUAAACUAUUCUGCUUUUUAAUAACUGUAAAAAAUUAAAAUAUGUUUUUCAAAAUCAGUUUAGAGAAAUUCGGCCUGAAAUGAUUUAGAAAUCUUCCUUUGUGGCGGACAGGAGGGACGUACUGCAGAGAUUAGCAGCUGCAGCUCUGAGAUGUUUCCACGCUGUCAGUCCCACUUCCCACAGCAGAAUCCCAGCGUUCCCAGCUGUAACAGGAAGUUCCUCUGGCUCUCUCCUGCUGAAGGUGUAAACAGGAACCAUGAACAAAGUCCGGACCUCGUUCCUCGGCACAUUCCUCCGACAUGUUUCAGUGUUUCUGAUGAAAAACUGUCUGCCUGAAAGAGAGGAUGGAGGUUUCCAUCAUCAUGUCUUCAAGCAGAACCUGGUGAUUUAGAAACAGUUAAAAAUCACCUGCAAGAGACGCCUCCUUACUGGAGCCCCAACUGAAAUUUAAUUUGAUAUUUUAUUGGAUUGUGAAUACACAAAGCCCAGAGAAGGUUAAUGUUUUGAUUUUUUUUUUCUUUUUUUAGUUGUAAAUCAUUCAAAAAUAGAUCAAUUUUGUUAUUAGUUGCAAACAUUUUCUAUAAAUCCUGAAAUUAAGGUGCAUCAUUGGUCCAUCGUUGCCCCCUGCUGAGUACAACCCCAACAUUAGCAGGAUAAUUAAAACAUAAUAUGUAAUCAAAUGUUUCUUUCUGAAUCUGAAAAGUAAUUCUUUUAAAAUAUCAUCACUGGGUGACUUUUUGUGUGGAAAUAUAAUAAACUGGAUCCACUAAAUGUACCACAUUUAAAGAAAUCUGAAAAACUCAACCAUAAGUUUUAAGAUUUUUAAAUUUAGAACGUAUUUGUUCUUUAUGAGAUGAGUUAAAUGUUGGUAUUUUGUCUGUAAAAUAAAAAACAGCAUUUUAAACUUUCUGGAAAAACAAAUCUUUAAAUAAAGUGUUUUCUGAGGACACCUGCUGGUCACUUUGGGAACUGCAUGCAGGGAUGCAGCAGCAGAUUAUCAACUGGAUUAAAUCUAAUCUGUUUCACAUUUAUCAUUUGAAUCUAUCUGCAAGUUUUCCUGUCUAAAAAACAAAAGAUUCAGUUGGAGAAUGCAGAUGCUGCACAGUUGGAGAUUAAAACUCCUUUUUCCUGCUGUGAAGACGCUUAAAGUUUUAAAUAUUUAUAAAUUCCUUACUCAGUCCAGCUCUUUUAAACACAGAAAACUGAAGAUAAAUAUCUAAUCUAAAGCUUUUGAUGAUAAUUCAAACAUUUAUACAAGUUUUAAACUGAAGAACAGAAAACUGCAGUUUAAGGUUUAGAAAGAACUAAAAAAAUACUUUCAAAUCGACACAAUUUUUAAAUAAAAUAUUCAAAAUCAGGAUUACUUCCUCAUUAUUUGAACAUUUUGCAGUAGGUUCUAUUCUGAUUAAUUAUCUGAUCUUUUCUUGACCUUAACUGAAUUUUAGGACAAUGAACAGAUUUUCAUAAUUUGCCCUUUAAAAUUACAUUUUUACAGCAACAAUUUAAAAAAUAUAAAUUUAGAUUCUCCCUGAUCUUAUUGGAAAAAUCUGUUCUGCUCAUUUCCAUAACAUGUUUUAAUGUUUAAAUUAAUUUCCAAUUUUUAGUUUCUGCCUUUUUGAAAAUUAAACAUAAAGUUAUUAAACUUUAUAUUAUUUUCUGCUGUUUUGAUGAUGGUUUGCAGCUGCUGAUUGUGAAACAGCCAUUAUGCUUCUGCACCAUUUUAUUGCUCCUUUAGGGUUUUUAUUCCUUUAGAAUUACCUGUUCCAUGUUUUGUGCAGAUUGUUUGUUUUAAAAUUCAUGUUUCUGCAUCACUUUUCAUUUUUGCAGGUUGAGAUUUUAAUCAAAAAUCUGCAAAAUGUCUCAAAGUUUUUAUUUUGCAGCAACAUGUUGCUGAGCUCAGGACUCUGCCUGGAUUAAAAGAGUUUCUGGUUUUAUUUUAAUGCAAAAAAAAAAAAGAAUCUAAACAUUGAUGCAUAUUGGUUCACAGACGCAGGAUGAAUGUUGCAUUCAAUGCAACGGGAGAUUUUAAGAUCUGAUGGAGCGUUUUUGUUUGUUGUGUCUCACAGUGAUCAUCUCAUAAUGCUGUAAAAGAAGAAAAAAUGAAACUUGAUGCUUAGUUUCAGUGUUGACACUUUAGUAGAAUGGAGUAAAAUGUCUUCAUGUAGAAAAGAGCAGGAAAUAGAAACUUUUGUCACGUCUGUAUUUAAACUGUCGUCUGCUGCAGCUGCUCUGUUUUUAAACGAUGCUCACAGGAUGAAGGAUCUCUGAAAGAAACGAAGGUUUACAACGUUACGUUCUUCACCUGAAAAGUCCCCAGAUUUUUCUCUGGUUCGUGGUUCAUCUCAUCGUUUCCAGACGGAUCCAGGAUCAGACGUAGGCUGGUAGUUUUUUUUUUUUUUUUUAAAGAAGUCAGUAUCUAUUUAUUUUGGAGAAAAGUGUUUCUGAUGCAGCACUGAUGAGAGGCAGGAUGCGGAUGUUCACUCCUGCCUCAGAUUCUUGACUUCUGUUGAUUCAAAAUGUGACCAACUGAAUAAAACAGUAUUACAGAAAA